Messenger RNA from Procambarus clarkii (red swamp crayfish), 3989 nucleotides. The record is from RefSeq and is a predicted model, not a curated record. NCBI's taxonomy places the organism in Eukaryota, Metazoa, Arthropoda, Malacostraca, Decapoda, Cambaridae.
CCCACCCACCCCCCUCCACCAGUUAUAUAUGUCAUAUUAUCCCUGGAAGACUGUUAGUGUGACCGUCAAGGAGAAGAAAGUGAUAGUGCAGUAAUUAAGACUUCAGCUCAUCAAACAUGCCGUUCGAAUGGCUAUUCGGUCGAAAAAUGACUCCGGAGGAAAUGCUGAGGAAAAAUCAACGUGCCUUAAACAAAGCCAUGAGAGAUCUGGAUCGAGAGAGAUCAAAGAUGGAGCAACAGGAGAAGAAAAUCAUUGCUGACAUAAAGAAGAUGGCAAAAAUGGGACAGAUGGAUGCGGUGAAGGUAAUGGCCAAGGAUCUGGUGCGGACUCGUCGGUACACCAAGAAGUUCAUCAUGAUGCGUGCUCAAAUCCAAGCUGUAUCCCUUAAAAUUACAACACUGAAAAGCCAAAAUGCUAUGGCCCAGGCUAUGAAGGGAGUUACGAAGGCCAUGAUGAACAUGAACAAGCAAUUGAAACUUCCUCAGAUCCAGCAAAUCAUGCAAGAGUUUGAGAAACAAACAGAAAUUAUGGACAUGAAAGAGGAGAUGAUGAAUGAUGUAAUAGAUGAUGCCAUGGGUGAUGAAGAUGAUGAGGAAGAGAGUGAUGCCAUUGUUGCUCAAGUCCUAGACGAGCUUGGUCUCCAGAUGACAGAAGGAUUGAGUGUACUUCCGUCCGCUGGUGGAACUCUUGGAACAACAACAGCAGCAUCCAAGACACCCGUUGCUGUAGCAGAUGCUGCUGACGACGACAUUCAGGCCAGAUUGGACAACCUCAGGAGAGAGUGAAGAUUAAAUGAUGGAGCAAGUUAUGGUCAUUGAAUGCUAAGUGUCUUUCAAAACCAAUUAUGGUUAUGGUAUUUCCAGAGACAGUGUGGUUAUCCAUUGAACACUGAACAAGAUUACAACAAAUUAAAUUUACAUACAAUUUAGUUUUGCUCUCCUCAAAUAUUAUGAUAAUAUUUUAAUUUGGUGGCGAAGCUUUACAACACACUAAAAAAAUGUGAUAUAGGAACUGGGUUUACACUUGAAAAUAAAAAUAGUUUCCUAUUUAUAUUAUAUAUAUAUAUAUAUAUAUAUAUAUAUAUAUAUAUAUAUAUAUAUAUAUAUAUAUAUAUAUAUAUAUAUAAUAUUAAUAAUAAUAUUGAUUGAUUGUACUUAUCAUGCUUUGUCCUAACAUUUAUUUGUACAUUUUUUAUUCUGAAGGUACGGUGAGACCAGGGGCCCAGGAUUCAUCAAACAUUUACAUGAUCACUUACAAAACCUGUAUGUCUUUCCUCAAUAAUGUCAGCUUUAUUUAUUUUGAUUAAACAGUUUAUGAGCUCCAAAGUGCUACAAGGUUGCAGGUAACAAUAAUAAUCUUGGGUUGCAAAGUUUUAGAGCUCAUAAACUGUUGAAUAAAUGUAAACAAAGCUGCCUCAAUUAAGGACAGAUAUGAAGAUAUUGUAAAUCUUGUGUAAAUGCAUGAUGAAUUCUGGUCUAGGUUUAUAUCUUUUUCUGUUGUUAACGUUAAUAGGGAGGAAGCAUGUGGGAAUAAUUUCUUCUUGCUGGGUUACCAGGACCAGGUGGGAGAGAGAGAGACUUUCUCAAGUGCUUUUUGUAAAGAUGUUAAAAAGGAUCUCUGACCCUGUAUUCACUGUCCAUUUAAUUAAUGUGUGCAGGUCCUCUGCCCCCGAGUACAUCAGUCCAUCCGUCAGAAAUGAUAGAACAUACAGUAAUUAUUGGUGGAAUAUACAACAAUGAACUGUACCAAAAAGGUUCAUAUUUUGUACUGCCCAAUUGGAACUCCUAAGGACAUUGUAAACAGUGAACCAGCAAUUACAAUCUAACCUAACCUGUCUUAAGCCUAAAUAUGGUAUCCAAAGCCUAAUAUAUGCCAUUUUAGAUUUUAUUUAGUACAUAUGUACUAUACUAGGCCAAGGACAAUUUUGGUUCUGUAUUUGCCUUCUGUCUUGUGCCCUCUACGAAAUAGUAAAUGCACAACAUGUACUAUUUUGGAUACCACAGUUAAUUUUAAGACGUUCAACCAACAGUUGCUACAAGCACUGUACUGUACUGUCAUUCAUAGAUGACAUGUCGGAAUGCAAUGGUAGCUACAAAUCUGCAUCAUAUAUAUAUAUUUGGUGACCUAUUUAUCAGUAUAUUAGUGAAGGAAGAGCAGUAUCGGUAUGGCAAUCUGUAUUGUUUACCUUGUGCGUGAUACAGGCCUAAAUAUUCACAUGCGAGAGUUUUAGUCAAUGCUAAUUGUUUUCAAAGGGUUAAAAAUCAUGUAUUUAGUUUUCAUGUUACAGUACAGUAGUUGGAAUGCAUUUAUAAUUAAGGUAACUUAGAUAGCCUAUUUUGAUGCUUUUUUCAUUAGUUAUCAGGAAUUGUAAUAAUAUUGCUGUUUUUCAAAACAAAUACAUGAUCAUUUAAAAUUCUGCACCACACAUUUGUCUUUAGGAAGGAAGAUGGCUGACUAAACCUACCUUUUUAAUGGUAAUAAAUUAUUUUGAUAAAAAUUACUUGAAAUUGGGUAAAAAAAUUAUUAUGUAGUACAGUAUCCAGUUAGAUGGUAAUAUCACCAUUUCCUUGGUUCAUGCCUGUCUUCCUGAAAUACUUUUAUAUUUUCUUAAAAGGCAAAGGUUGAAAACAAAAUGCUUUGCCAGCUUAGAGUUGUUUUAAGCAAAUUAAUCAGUGCUAAUUAAACCUAUCCUUAAUUUAAUCUUAUCAAACCUAAUGUACAGUAACCUAAUUUUAUUUUGCCUAAAUAAUCCCACCCCCUCCCUUUCUCUCGCCUCCCUCUCUCUUCAUGUUUAAUGAGAAUAAAAAAAUGAAGUGAAAAUAGGAUAAUGUAUUGUUUAUAAUAUGGUAAUUAUGUGUAAUUUUGAUAAUGUUUUUACUUUGGGUUUCCUUAAUGUUACCAUCUAAUAACUUUGCCAUAAAAUGAUUUUGGUUCCUGUGGUUGUGGCUUGGGUUAAGACACCAGCUGGUGUACUGUAGCAGGAAGUAAGGAGAACAUUACAGUAUUCUGGUCAUCACCUAGGGGCCGGGAAGGCACAGAGCACCCUUCAAGAUCCACGACGGUACACUACCUGUCUAAAGGCUCGAGUAGUGGUUCAAGAUGGUCAGGUUUUCUCAGCAUUUAAUGUUUGUCUUAAUUUUUUGUUUGAUUCGUAUGAAAAAUGGAUAAAUAUUAGGUUUUUGCAGUAAUAAAAUUGGAAUAUAAAUGGUGUGUAUUGUAAUUUAUUACCAGAGAUGAUAUAAAUAUGCAUAAAUUAAAGAACUAGAUUUGACCAACUGUGCAGUCCAUUGGUAUAAUAAAUAAAGAUUAAAGUAUAAUGUUAGAAGAAGUAAAAUUGCAAUAUAAUGAAGACAUUUCAAUUUGUAUCUUUUUAAUUUUUGAUUGCCAGGUUUUGCCUUUGCUAAAGGGUAUGAAGAAUUCCUUUUCCUAUUUCUUGCAUUAGUAUACAGUAUAGCUAAAGGCAAAUAUCUUUAGUUAUUUACUUCUACAAGAAUCUAAUGACAGCACUUUUGUAAACUUCAUCUUUAAUGCUUUAAGCGAAUGAGAUGUUUUGUGAGAUGUCCAAAGAAGCAGUGUAGUUAUGACUACUGUAUUAUUAUGGUGUAGCUACAGUACUACCAUCACUAUGGUGUUGUUACAGUACUACCAUCACUAUGGUGGUGUUACAGUACUACCAUCACUACCAUCCCUACACUGUAGUUGCUGCCAUCACCAUCGUGAUGUACAGAGAACAAAAACGGAUGUUAAUGGCCACUUUUGAUACCACAUUAUUUGAUAAUGUGUUUUACAAAGUACUUAGAAUGUUUAGGUUAUUAUUAUUUAGAGUAUUGCGUUAUAGUGACUGCAGCGACUACUUACAAAGCUAUUUUUAUUUUCUUUCAGAUUUUAGUUGGAUCUAAUUGUACUUUUGUUUUUGUUAGUAAACAGAUUAUAUGUAUAGAAUAUGUUUAUCAGUAAUCAGUGCAUUAAUUAAAAAAAAAGAAAUCCUU